AUGGCAGUGCAAACAGUUGGGCCUCUAAUAAAUUCUAUAAAAGAAGUUUAUUCUGUUGCUAAAAGAAGUAUGAAUAAUGAAAUUUAUCCAGAAGAAAAGAUAAAUAAAAAUGAAAAAAGAAUUUAUAUAAAUACCUGAACAAUGGCUUCGGAAGCACCUUGCCAACCAAAAUUCAGAAGCAAAAGUAUAAAUUAUAAUAAUAUAGGAUAA
This is a messenger RNA of Blepharisma stoltei, 210 nucleotides long. NCBI's taxonomy places the organism in Eukaryota, Ciliophora, Heterotrichea, Heterotrichida, Blepharismidae. The record is from the annotation of a GenBank genome assembly.